AUGGCCAGCACAGGUGAUAUUUGGCUGCAGUGGUUUUCGUGCUGCUUUCAUCAACCCCAAAGUCCUCGGCGUCGGAGGCACCACCAACGGCUGCGAAUCGAUCGUUCGAUGAUUGGUAAUCCAACCAACUUUGUCCACACUGGUCACAUUGGUUCAAACGAUGUGGAAUUAUCUACGAAUCAUCUUUCCGCCAUCCAGAAUCAGAUGCAAAGUAAAGGUGGCUAUGAUAUGAACUCUCUUAGGUUACAGACUUGCUGAUACACGAUAUCCGACAAAGUAGAUACCAGUAGCAAGUUUUCGUCUAACAGUUGACUAUUGAUUGUUGAUCUUGCUGAGCUAACGAAGGUGUGAGAUCUCUCCCUAAC
Anopheles nili is the source of this 365-nucleotide messenger RNA. It is a transcript of the gene Spec2, whose product is annotated as CDC42 small effector protein homolog. The coding region runs from base 1 to 258 and encodes 85 amino acids. The transcript is spliced from 3 exons. Lineage: Eukaryota; Metazoa; Arthropoda; Insecta; Diptera; Culicidae. Gene Ontology annotation, biological process: regulation of Rho protein signal transduction. Gene Ontology annotation, cellular component: plasma membrane. Gene Ontology annotation, molecular function: small GTPase binding. The record is from RefSeq and is a predicted model, not a curated record.